AUGGCCCCAAAAUUCGACCCCAAUGAAGUCAAGAUCAUCUACCUCCGGGCAACUGGUGGUGAAGUUGGUGCUUCAUCAGCACUAGCCCCCAAGAUUGGUCCUCUUGGUUUGUCGCCGAAGAAGAUCGGUGAAGAUAUUGCCAAGGCCACCUCUCAAUGGAAGGGUCUCCGGGUGACCGUUCAACUCACCAUCCAAAACCGACAAGCCACCGUCUCCGUUGUCCCCAGCGCUUCUUCUUUGGUUAUCAAGGCUCUCAAGGAGCCCCCUCGUGAUCGUAAGAAGGAGAAGAACAUCAAACACUCUGGCAACAUCCCCCUCGAAGAAAUCAUUGACAUUGCACGACAAAUGCGAUCAAAAUCACUGGCGAAGGAGCUGUCUGGAACGGUGAAGGAGAUUUUGGGUACCGCACAGAGCGUUGGCUGCACGGUUAACGGCCAACCUGCACACGAUGUCAUCGACGGAAUCAACUCUGGGGAGAUUGAGAUUCCUGACGAGUAAUUGUAUCACCGCAGUAGCAAUUCCAUCCACUUGCAUCUUCAUUGGCAUUUCGAUGUGCGUUCCGGUUCUCUUGCUUUGUUUUCCCCAGACAUUGACAGCGACCGCCAAAGUAUGAAAUGGCGGCUUUGUACUUUUUUUUUUGACCUGCCCAAUCCUAUACGACACUUCAU
Molecule: messenger RNA, 668 nt
Organism: Coprinopsis cinerea okayama7#130
Lineage: Eukaryota; Fungi; Basidiomycota; Agaricomycetes; Agaricales; Psathyrellaceae
Product: 60S ribosomal protein L12
Exons: 4
Coding region: 1-498 (165 amino acids)
Biological process (GO): translation
Cellular component (GO): ribosome; cytosolic large ribosomal subunit
Molecular function (GO): large ribosomal subunit rRNA binding; structural constituent of ribosome
Source: RefSeq, a predicted model, not a curated record